Molecule: messenger RNA, 2033 nt
Organism: Capsicum annuum
Lineage: Eukaryota; Viridiplantae; Streptophyta; Magnoliopsida; Solanales; Solanaceae
Product: desiccation-related protein PCC13-62
Exons: 3
Coding region: 1366-1899 (177 amino acids)
Source: RefSeq, a predicted model, not a curated record
AGUUUGAAGAAAAAUAAAAUCUCUCCUUCUCUCAAUUUCUUUGACUAUAUCUCUUGUUACAUUUCUAUUUAGGAUUAAUUCAUACAAUAAGAUAUAAACCCAAAGACCAAAGCUCAAAUUUAAUUCCGUAUUUCUUCUUUAUCUGAUUUAUCUAAAAUAUGAUACUUGUUUAUUUCAUCCUAUCAGUUUUUCUACAGCUUAGUUCAAAUUCUGCCACUAAUGAGAAUUUUGAAAUUUAUGUUGGUUGUGACAUGCCCAAAUCAGAUGUGGACCUAGUAGAAUUUUGAUUAAAUUUGGAGUACUUGUAAGCUGAAUUUUUCUUGUGAGGUUCUUCGGGAAAUGGUUUGAAAAAAUUCGCACCAGAAUUUGCUGAUAGUUGGCCGCCACCUAUUGAUGCUCAAAUUGCAAAACUUAGCCCUCUCAUAAGAGAUGUCAUAACCUAGUUUGGAUUCCAAGAAGUCGGACAUCUCCGAUUUUUUUCCAUCUCAUAAUCUUAUAUUGAUUCUCAUGAUUUUCUUAUUUAAUAUGAAUAAGUAAAAAAUAGUCAUCAACAUUCUAUAAGGGAUGUCUUUGAAUUUAUGAAGCUCUAUAGUCGAAUUAUACUGUCACUGAUCUUACCACUACCUCUGAUAACGAGAAUCCAGAUCCUAUGACUAACUCGGAAAGAUCGAGAGGAUAUUUCCAAGACCUUUAUGCUCCGAAUGUCUAAAUCCUAUUAUUUAGCUCUAGAUGGUAACAACCGUAAGCUAAUGUUUAAAUGUUUCACUUCCAGAGCAGGAGAUGUUCAAAAUUGGUGCAAAACUUAACAUUAUAAAAUUUGGCAGAUACAAGUUCCAUUAUUGGGCAUGACAAGUUAAUUUUCUUUCUUUCCGUAGCCAAUAUUCCACCCCCACCCAUGCCCUUCACACCUCGACAACCUCCAUAUCAAUGUCUGAUAAUGUUUUGCUUAUAUUAUAUAUAAAUGCUUUUGGGAUAAUAAAUAUUGAAACAUGGUAACAAUGCCACUUAAUUUUAGCUCACAUAUCUCAUACAUCCUUCUCAAAUCAUAGGUGUAGUUCACUUUUAUCUCCUAAUCUAGUCUAUAUAUUAUGUCGUACUAAUUGUGUUUCAUUCUAUAUGAAGGUAUUUCACCAUCAUGAUAUUUAAGAAUUUUUUAUUAUUAUUUUGAUCUACAAUGUAUUCAAUUUUUGUAACUAUUAAAUUACAUAAUUGAGGUUGGAAUGGAAAGGUUACAUUAAAUUCGUUAUUUGUAGAAUAUAUAAUUGAAAAUAAUAAUGUAAUAAUUGAUGCAGGGCCAUUAAAGAUACAAUAACAGGAUUCCCAAGGCUACUAAUAAAUCUAAGCAGAGAAUCAUUUGAAACAGUGAUGGAUGAUGCAUUUGGACAUCCAUUAAAACCAACUUUUGAUGCUUAUGCUAAUGACAUCAACUAUCUUCUUGCCUCCUAUGUAAUACCUUAUGUUGGACUCACCGUAUAUGUUGGCGCUAAUCCUAAACUCCAAACAUCUACUGCCAAAAGACUAGUUGCAGGAUUACUUGGAGUCGAAUCAGGUCAAGACGCUGUUCUAAGAGCAUUACUUUAUGAGCGAGGAAAAGAGAAGGUAGAACCCUACGGGAUUAUGGUAAAAGAGUUCACAAAUCGAAUAUCAAAGCUGAGGAAGAAAAUGGGACGCCAUGGAAUUAAAGAUGAAGGACUUAAUGUGAAACCGAAAGUAGGUGCUGAAGGGAGGAUAAGGGGAAAUGUACUUGCAGGGGACAAGUACUUGACGGCCUUCGACAAAACGCCGAAGGAAAUAUUAAGAAUAGUGUAUGGAAGUGGAAAAGAGAAUAAACCUGGUGGAUUUUAUCCAAAGGGAGCGGAAGAGCGGAUAGCAAAAUCAUAUCUUAGGCAUGGGGACUAGCUAUUUAAAAAAAUACAAAAUUAUUCCUUACUUCCUGAAAAGUAAAUAAAAAUAAGUGAGUUAUAAAGUGGGUACUAAAAGUGAUGUUGGGAUAUUAUAUUUGUGUUAAAUAUUAAUUUAUCUUAUGAAUCGUA